UCGAUCACAUAAUGGCCACGGAAUUCUUGAAAAAAUAUCAACAGUUGGUCCUGCUGGCCGUUGGAACUCUGCUCCUCCUUGGGGUGACCACAAGCCGGGCUCUGGAGUGCUACAAUUGCGACUCGGCGGAGGAUAGCGAGUGCGCCACCCGACCGGGCCAGCAGCUGGAGGUGGAGGAGUGCCAGCAGGGGAACGAUAUGUGCGUGACCUCCAUAUCGGCGGGCGUGACCCGCAGAGGGUGCCUGGCCCGGCUCUAUCCGAAUGGGUACUGUGCCGCACCCUGUGACCAGUGCAACACGAGUCUGUGCAACCGGCAUGUCUAUCCGGUGGAUCGGUUGCGCUGCUAUCAGUGCAGCGGCUCCGAUUGCAUCGAUGUGACCACCAAGCUGCAUCUCCUGCUGCCCUGCCCCGUCUACCGGGAGGAGGAUCGCUGCUACACCAAUGUCAUGCACUUGUCCAACACCCAGCGGGGCUGCGAGUACACCAACCUGCCAACCACCUGCCCGCACGUCUGCCUCAAGUGCAACUACAACGGCUGCAACAACGAGAAGACCGUCACCGAGUCCCGCUGCCUCCAGUGCACCCACCAGCGGCUCUCCCCCAAUCCCGACUGCCUGCGGAAUCAGCAGCCCGAGGAGGAUGAGUCCACACAGUGCUCCCUCAGCAACGUGACCGUCACCCAGUGCGUCAACAAGGUGAUGUACGGACACCGGGAGAACUGCUAUACGCAUCGCAACACCCAGACGGAGGUACUGCAGCGCGGCUGCUCCACCACCAUGGGCUUCUUUCCCACCGGCGAGCUGAGCGAGUGCUUCGGUGAGAUGUGUAAUUCCCAGUGCCAGGACAUUGCCUGCGCCGUCUGCAACUCCACCGCCGAUCCGGGCUGUCGGGCGGGCAGGAGUCUGGUCACCGAGAAGUGCGCCGAAGGCACCACCGCCUGCUAUUCCUGCGAGCAAGAUACCUUCUUGCGACGUGGCUGUGCGGAUGCCAACUUCACGCCCUCGGCUCUGGGCGAGUCCUGCCAGCUCUGCCGCAGCAGCGACACCUGCAAUCGCUACUCCGUACGCAGCUGCUAUCGGUGCAAUGGACAGGACGAGGACACCGACUGUGCGGCCAUGGACCUGCCCAGUGCCAUGACCACCAGCAACUGCUCCAGUUCGACGGAGUUGUGCGUCAGCACGGUGGUCAGUCGACUGGAUGGCAUUUAUACGGUUCGGGGAUGUGCCGGCGAGGUGCCGGAAUGUUCGCUGAACGAUCCGUACUGUGUCCGUUGCAACGGAAGUCUGUGCAAUGUGGCAGCCACGUUGUGGCGGAAGAGCCAGCUGCAGAUGUCGGAGCAGCCACAAAUUCCGGAUAACUGGUGGUCACUGUUGGAAUACUGGUGGUCCAGGAAACUUCGAUGGAUCAGAUAGAAGUUUUAGUAUUUAAUUAAAUGAUUCAGAGAAAAA
This is a messenger RNA of Drosophila bipectinata, 1448 nucleotides long. RefSeq lists its product as uncharacterized. NCBI's taxonomy places the organism in Eukaryota, Metazoa, Arthropoda, Insecta, Diptera, Drosophilidae. The record is from RefSeq and is a predicted model, not a curated record.